Huiozyma naganishii CBS 8797 is the source of this 261-nucleotide messenger RNA. It is a transcript of the gene TIM8, whose product is annotated as protein transporter TIM8. NCBI's taxonomy places the organism in Eukaryota, Fungi, Ascomycota, Saccharomycetes, Saccharomycetales, Saccharomycetaceae. The record is from RefSeq and is a predicted model, not a curated record. The transcript has a single exon. Bases 1 to 261 code for a protein of 86 amino acids.
AUGUCAGCGGCAAACGGUAUGGCGAGUGCGCUCGAUGACGGGCAGAAGAAAGAGAUGGCGACGUUCUUGGACGGCGAGAAUGCCAAGCAGAAGAUCCAGUCCGCGGUGCACCGUUUCAACGAGAGCUGCUUCCAGAAGUGCGUGGCCUCUGUCCAGAGCCCUACACUCUCCGCAGAGGAGGAGAACUGUUUGUCCGGCUGCGUGAACAGGUUCCUCGACGUUAGUAUAAGGGUUGCGAACGGGAUCCAGGGAUCCAGGUGA